Eimeria mitis is the source of this 2919-nucleotide messenger RNA. RefSeq lists its product as uncharacterized. Lineage: Eukaryota; Apicomplexa; Conoidasida; Eucoccidiorida; Eimeriidae. The record is from RefSeq and is a predicted model, not a curated record.
AUGAGGGGCCCCUCUGCAGGGGCCCCCAAGACCCUAGAGCGGCAUAGGGGGUACUCGCAGCAGCACGGCAGCAGGCGGGACAGAGCAGCAGCAGCAGCAGCAGCAGCAGCAGCAGCAGCAGCAGGCAGAGGCCUGCAUCAGCAUAGGAGAGACAGGAGACAGUCAACUGCAUCGGGGUUUCCUGCUGCUGCUGCUGCAGCAGCAGCAGCAGCAGCAGCAGCACCGCAGCAGCUGCAGCGCAGCAACUCCGAAGAAUUUUUUUUUGGGCUUGGCAGCACUGCUGCUGUCUUUGGUCCCGCCCCUCCAGCAGCAGCAGAAUUUUUUUUUGGGCUUGGCAGCACUGCUGCUGUCUUUGGUCCCGCCCCUCCAGCAGCAGCAGCAGCAACAGAAGCAACAGCAGCAGCAGCAGCAGCAGCUGCUGCUGCUGCUGCAGCAGCAGCAGCAAACAACCGAACAAAACUUAAAAAAGAAUUGAUGAGGGUCAGAGACAAACAGGAAAAAAUAAGGGCGGAGAGAAAAGCACUUAUGAAGGCGGAUGCGCAACGCCGUGCUGCUGCUGCUGCUGCUGCUGCUGCUGCUGCUGCUGCUCCUGCUGCUGCUGCUGGUGCUGCUGCAUUGCAAAGGAGAGAAGCAGCAGCAGCAGCAGCAGCAGCAGCAGCAGCAACUCGAAAGGUGCAGCAGCAACAGCAAACGCAACCAGGGGAUUAUCAACACCCCCCACAACACCAACAGCAGCAGCAGCAACAGCAGCAGCAGCAGCAGCAGCGGCGGCAGCAGCGGCUGCUGCUGCAGCAAGAGCCAUGCGUUGCUGCUUGCUGCAGUGGAAAGUGUAAUGCAACAGAAGAUAGCUGCAGCAGCAAAUGCAGAGAUCGUCCCCUGCAGCAGCAGCAGCAGCAGCAACUGCAGCAGCAGCAGCAGCAGCAGCAGCAGCAAGAUGACCUUGGUGCCUCUGUCAGCAGCAGCGAGAGGCUUACAGAUGUCUCCUCUGCUGCUGCUGCUGCUGCUGAUGCUGCUGCUGCUGCACCUUUAUCUGCUGCUGCUGCUGCUGCUAUGGAUGUCCCCGUAUGCCCCCCAGACUGCUGUUCAAAAGGCAGCAGCAGCAGCAGCAGCAACAGCAGCAACAGCAGCAACAGCAGCAGCUGUGCUGCUGCACGGUCCUCAGCAGCACAGAGAGACAGAGAAGAGACAGAGGAGACAGAAGAGACAGAAAAGGAGACAGGGAGAUAUGCAGCCCCGCAACUGCAUGCAUGCGAGCCCAUGCAGCAGGAGCAGCAGCAGCAGCAGCAGCAGCAGCAGCAGCAGCAGGGGGAGACAAACUCCAGCGAGGUUGUGGCGCAGCUGCGGCGGGCUGUCUCCGCAUGCAGCUGCACAGCAGCAGAACGGCAGCAACUGCAGCAGCUGCUGCAGCACCUAGAGAGUAUACAAGAGCAGCAGCAGCAGCCGUACCAGCAGCAGCAGCAGCAACAGCAGCAGCAGCAGCAGCAGCAAGAAGCAGAAGUAUGCACAUGUACUUCGUCGCAUGCAUCUCUUCUUUCUCUCUCCUUAAAAGGAGACAGGAGACAGGGGGCCCCCUGGGGUCCCCCCCAGGGCCCCCAAGCAGCAGCUGGGGGCCCCCAGGGGACGCUGCAGCAGCAGCACCGCAGCUGUGCUGCUGCUACUGCAGGCAGCAGCAGCAGCAGCAGCUGCAGCAGCAGCAGCAGCAGCAUUGUAUCCCCCUUGGAGCACCUGCUGCUGCGCGCUGCUGCAGUGCUGCUGCAGCGGCAGUUGCGGGGCCCACCGGUGGAGCAGCCUCAUUCUAUCACAGCAGCAGCAGCAGCUGCUGCUGCUGCAGGAGCACCUGCAGCAGCUGCUGCAGCAACAGCUACAGCAGCAGCUGCUGCAUGCGCUGCUGCUACUGUCUUCAGGGCCCCCAGUGCCCUGCCGCUCUCUGUCAACCAGAAGAGAUGUACUGCGCAUGCAGCAGCAGCAAGACACAGCAGCAGCAGCAGCAGCAGCAGCAGCAGCAGCAGCAGCUUCUCUCUGAUGCAGACAGCUGCAGCCACCUAUAUGGGGGCACCUUGCUGCCGCUCCUGCAGCAGCAGCAGCAGCAGCAACUGCUCGGCAGCAAACACUGCCCGCGAAGCAGCAGCAGAUGGGGGCCCCCCAGACCCAUCAGGGGGCCCCUUGCUGCUUGGGGAGAUGCAGCAGCAGCAGCAGCAGCAACAGCAGCAGCAGCAGCAGCAGCAGCAGCAGCCACGACUACCACACCGCAGCAGCGUGCUGCAGCGCGAAGAUAUGAGAGAGCUGCUGAGGGGCCGAGGCCCCCCCUACCCAGCAGCAAAAGCAUGGAGAGGCAGCAACAGCUGCUGCAGCAGCAACAGCUGCAGCAGCUACAGCAGCAGCAGCAGCAGCAGCAGCAGCAGCAGCAGCAGCACGCAUGUGGUUGGGUCACUGGGGCAACGCAUCGAGGCCAUUGCAGCACCCGUUAAAGAACUGCUGGCGAAGGACAGAAAGCAACAGCAGCAGCAACUGCCGCAGCAGCAGCAGCAGCAGCAGCAGCAGCAGCAAGGGUUAACAGUUUUUGUUUCUCCGCCUUCAGGAAGCUACGCCAAGCAGAAAGAGGCAGCAGCAGCAGCAGCAGCAGCAGCAGCACCUUCUGCUGCUGCUGCUGCUGCUUCGAGCACGUGUGUGCCCAGUCGCUGGGGGAGAAGCCGUAGCAGCAGCAGCAGCAGCAGCAGCAGCAGCACGAGCAGCAGCAGCAGCAACAGCAGCAACUGUGGAGAGGCCUCACUUACCCCAAGCAGCAGCUGCAGCAACGACCGCAGCAGCAGCAGCAACAGCAGCAGCAGCAGCAGCAGCAGCAGCAGCAGCAGCAGCAGCGCCCCAGCCGCUCAACGCAGCAGCACCAACGGCCACGCGGGGUGCCUGCUCUGCCUCUGA